Xyrichtys novacula (pearly razorfish) is the source of this 30958-nucleotide messenger RNA. NCBI's taxonomy places the organism in Eukaryota, Metazoa, Chordata, Actinopteri, Labriformes, Labridae. The record is from the annotation of a GenBank genome assembly.
UUUUUUUUGGUGGGGGGGUUGGGGGCUGAUUUCCACGGAACUUCCCUUGGUUUACGUCAACGCCACUGCGUGUGUUGUUUUGACGGAUACUUUGCUGUUUCCAGCUUCACGCAAUAAAACAGUGUCAUAUGCUGCUCUUCCUUACUUCUUUACCUCUCUGGAGAGCGUAACACACUCUCUCUCCAGGAUGAAGCCGUCACUUUUUCUGCACUUUUGCAACUGACUACUACUCCGCUAUCGCAGUUCAGAUAGAGUUCUCGGGAAGGAGCUGAAACCGAGCCCGUGCCAAUCCCACCGGUUUGAUUAACUGCCCCUGAACUAUCAUCUUUCAGCUAUAACAUGGGGAUGUUCCUGCAUCUGCUGAUUUUGCAAUACUAUAUCCUCUUAAGUUUUGUGUGCAAUGCCGUCGCUUUUGUGGAGGAGCCCUCCGAAGGCAGGUCAGACGGAUACUGCGGGCGGAUCCUUCGGGCGCAAACUCAGGGGACCAGGAGAGAUGGCCACCAUGAAUUCAGGCUCAGUGUCGAGGGGGGCCCUGAAACCUACCAGCCCGGUCACAAGUACAGAGGUAGAGUCUUUAUUUUCUGGUCCUGCGCAUAUGCCCAAAUUCGCCAGAGCUGGUUCUGUCUGAAUGACAGAGAGGUAACUGCAGCUGUGCAGAACACAUUUGGGAAAGUAAGGCUACUUAAUGCUAUGAUAUUUGACCUAUAUUUUCCUCAGCUCUCUGCAAGCAACAGGUCACAUACACGAAGAUCCGGCUCCUUUUUAGCCACAAGUUUGAUUUCCUCAUUUUUCUUUGUGGUUUGGUUUUAUAAAGAAAUAUUUAGACAGGCACACAAAGAUAGUUUGUAGGGAACCUAACUGUUCCUGACAAAAUACAGAAAAAUCUACACUCUUGUCUAAAUAUUAUAACUUAUAGUUAACCUAUAACCUAUAGUGAUGGGGUCAUUCUACAAUAACAAGGACCCUGCAAGCUGUUGUUUUUCUCAUAUGCUUUAUCACAAACCCCAGUUCCAGUGAAAUGGGAACGUUGUGGAAAGUGUGACAAAAAGCAGACUUGCAAAUCCCUGAAUACACCACAAAGACAAGGUGUUACACAUUCAAACUGAUAAACCUUAUUAUUUAUCAUCAUUUUUAGUUUGAUGCCUUAGUUGAGCCAUAAAAGCUGGGGCAGGAACUGGCUGCAUAAUGUGUCACACAUUAUCAGUGGGAGACAGGUCUGGACUGCAGGUGGGUCAGUCUAGUACCUGCACUCUUCUGAAUUCACGCUGUUGUAACUCAGUGUGUCUUGUUGUCUGGCUAAAAUAAUCAGGAACGUCCCUGAAAAAGACGUUGCUUGGAUGGCAGCAUAUGUUUCUCCUAAACCUGUGUGUACCUUUCAGCAUAAAUGGAGGCUUCACAGGUGUGACAGUUAGCCAUUGACACCAACACACCCCCAGACCAUCACAGAUGCUGGCUUUGAACUUUGACCUGAGAACAGUCCGGAUGGUCCUUUUCCUCUUAAGCAUGGAGGACCCCACGUUCAUGAUUUCCAAAAGCAACACACGGGUCAAACAUGGGAGCUAAAUAAGAUAGCAUCCACUUGUCCUUAUUCGGCUCCUUUCUCUGACCUGUUCCCAUCAUGGCGACUCCUGCAUGAGUUAUGCUAUGUUAUGGUCCAGUAUAAGAUUCUAAGACUCUAUUUAAAGCCUUCAGUCUUUCACAUUAUGCACAUUGCCCAAAAGCUAUCCUGAGUGUUUCUUAGACAUCACCUGACAUGGCUCUGGUGUGUCAGUGUAGAGCCUGUACCUCUUUUCUGCUUAUUGUCUCUGUGACUUUACACACAAUCUCUCUUUCUUCUAGUGGUCCUCCUGGCAACCAGCCCUGCUUACUUCAGAGGUUUCACUCUAAUUGCACUCAAAGAAGGGAGAGAAGGAACCACUGAUGACGACUAUGCAGGCCAAUUCCAGGUAAAGACAGGCAGACGUGUGGAAGAAUUAACAGACUGGUGCAAAUUAAUCAAUUUAGUGACUUUGCUAUUUUCUGAUAUUGAGGUUCAAGGCAACGCUGCUGACAGAUGCAGCACAGAACCCCUGGAUGAACCUGGAAAACUGAUCUCUUUAAGGGUGGACAAAAAAUAGAUUUUGGUUACUGCUUUGCUGGAAGUCCCUGGGGUAGAAAAGUUAAACUUAAAAAAGACAGAUGUAAAGUAUAGAGAUUUACUAAGAGAUUUAGAAAGAACACAACAAAGGGAUUCAAGACUUUUGGUCCACUUGUUUACUUCUGAUGAUUCAUCAGUGCUAUGAGCUGGAUUUGAAUAUUAGAAUACAGAAAAAGCUUUUAGAUAUUAACAACUAAAUAACAUUAUGGCCCAAAAGCAAAAAAAGAUGAGAGGAUUGUUGUUGUGCCAUGAGGCAAAAGAUUAAUUGGAUACACAAGCAACAUACGUUUUCAGUUUCCAGUGAGCAUAAAAUGUUUUGAAAAUCAAAAAAUCCUGAACUUGUAACAUUUUUGUUGCUCUUUCAUGAAACACAUGAGAAUAUGGUGCAUGAAUCAAUUCAACGAAAACAACAAUAAAGUACAGAAACUUCUGUGUACUUACUCUUAAAAUCAGGGGAAAUCAAUAAAGCAAUAAACCACUGCUCAUAAAGCAGCUUGUUGUAUGAAAAAGAACUUAACAGAGAAACCCUGUUUUCUGAUUCACUGUAGGAUCUCAGUAUUGUCUACUGUGAAGCAAUUUCCAGUCAUCCUUUCUAUUCAGUGCCAGCAGCACUAACCUGCAUUAUCAGUUUGGUUUAACAACAACUAAAACAUAUCAGCUAUGUCUAAUGUGCCGUACCCCGCUCUUUAAAUGGCUUAAAUUCUCAAUACCAGAAUCCAAACAGAGUAUAUUGUUAGACUGAGGGCAGGUAAUAGGCAGUGUGAAAAAACUAGAAGAGUGUGAGCAGAUGUCUACACAAAAUUAAAGUUGACAAUCUGAUUUUGCAGUUUUAUUAAAUAUCUCACACUUACUAUGUAGUGGGGGUGGGAGAAAAAAUUGAUACAGCAUAGUAUCACAAUAUUUUUUCUGUUGAUAUAUCGUAUCAUCACAUUUAUCAAAUGAAUUGCUAAUAUGAAGUCAAUUCUAUGAGUAGUUUGUUUUAAACUAGAUACUUCAUGUAUGACUCAUCAUUGCACUCAGAUCUAGCUAGGUCAGUGGUUUUUGCAUUCAGUAAUUUGUGAACUUGACAGAAAUAAGAGUCAGAAGAACUUUUGGUAGAAUUUGAUGUCUGUGUGUAAGGUGUGAAAGAGAAGAGGAGGCAUGGCAAGUCUUUUGUCUGGCUUUUUAUUAAGAUGAACUCGAUACAAUGAUCUGUGUAAAGUUUGUCAUUAUCAGAGAUAUUGGAGUAUUCGUACUUAUAGAAAAGAAAAAACUUUAUAACCCAAUUCUAACCUCUAAGUAUGAAGGUAGGAGGCUGUUUUUUGCACAGUCACUAUUACUGUGCAGGAGGAUAACAACUGAAUCAAUCCCGUUGUGGUUCCUCAUAUGGCUGCUCUCUCCUUGGUCUCUGGAAUGAAGUUGUUUUUGGCAGUUGUCCUGGAAUGUGCCCGCCUGCUGUUUCACUAAAACAUCACAUCUCAAAGCUGCUGUCCAUUUUUCUCUUUUGUAGUAAUGGUAAACAAGGUUAACAUAGUUUGCAACUUUUCAGUUUCCUUGCAGCCCAAAGCACUUUACACGAUAUGCUAAUUACACACAUUCAUUCAUACACUGAAGGCAGAGACUUAAGAAGCAAGGAACAGCCUUUGGAGGCAAGUCACAGUUCAAUGUCUUUCCUAAAGGACUUUUGUCUUGGUGUUUUAGACCUUAGAGGUGUAUAUUUGUGUGUGAUCAGCUGUAUCCAACCCAGUUUGCAGACGGCUUCCUCUUAGUGCCUAUGUACAUCGAUUAAACAUGGGGGUGUACGUGACGAUCUGCAUGUGUGUUUUUCCCAGCCUUUCUUGUAUGGGUGUGGGACCUGCCUCAUACUUAUCUUGGCCAGAAUUGUGUUAUUGCUCUGGGAGACAAGCAGAGCUUGUUUGGAUAAGUGAAGGGAUGAGCAGACAUGAGAUAAAAUCUUUUUGUCCUUGUACAGAUUAGCUAGGAAUCUGCAUCAGAGAACCGCACUGAAACACUUCACAGCAUAAAAACUAAGCUCGACGGCACUUAUAUCCUUCUAUUUGCUAGAUUGUUAGCUUAGUUUUUGCAAGUACUUCCCUAAAACAUGGUAAACAGAGUGAACAUACUGCAAGAGCGACAAGAAAACAACAAACCCAAAUAUUACACAACACAUUGCUUAAUCUUGUCUAAUAUAAAGAUUAGAGAGCCUAUUUUUGCAUCCCAUCAGGUAUCGUAAAUAUAAAAAACACACUUUUAAAGAGCAUUUUUCAGAUCAGUCCAGAGUAAUAGAUGACACUUACUAUUAACAUGACUGUUGUUAUAAUUCAUAGAACUAGUACCACAACCUUGCUAGCUUUAAUGGACAUUUCUCAAAUUUAAUAAAACUACAAAAAAGGUUAUAAAGUAUCUUUAUUAAUAAAAGAAAUGAAACCUAUACAAACCUUAUACUUCAACCAGCCAGGUGCUUAAUGAAUAAAAAGGACCUUUCUGAUUUAUUGUUAAUUGAAAACUAAUGCCUUUGAGCAGUCUUCUACCUUCCUAGGAAUAGUUAUUUCUCUUUCUAAUCUGUAUAUUAGUGCUGUUAACUUAAAGCCCCUGUGGGGAGUUUUUUGACAUCACUCAGACUAAACUUCAUAUUAGUGUCUUUAUAUAAUAUACAAAAACAAACAAGACCAUCAGCAACAACACAGACUGGUUUUAGUUUAUGACUUUGAAUGCCUGAAAGUGGUGUGAGGGGGUAGGUGUCAGCCAAGCCCCUUAAAAACAGUCCAGUUUUUGUUUGUUCCACAAAAUAUAUUCAAAUUAUAUAGUACAUUAGGUGGCCAAAAUUCAGCUAGAUUAGAUUUUUUUGCAAGAAGGAACAACUGAAGCAUAUAAAUGAUAAGAUCAGCAAAGACUCUUGCCUGGAGGGGUAACCAAAAUUGGCAAAAACCCAAAGUUCUUCACAGCAGCUUUAAGAAAAUGAUCACUCAGUUUAAGAAAAUACUUUCAACAUGGAAUGAGUAUUAACUUUAUUACUCUGGUCAUUUCCACUUCCACUUUUGAAUUAUGAGUGAUUUACAUAACAAUAUGGGAUUUAUAAACAUGGACAAUUUCCUGAAAACUGAACGCAAACACUUAAAAUCUAAUAAAAUUAUUUAUGGGUCUGUCAGGCUGUCCAUAAUUACAACUCUUAAUACUGAGGAGGAAAUGUGGUGUAAAUAGAGGUAGACAGUCUUAUUUCCACAGGAAGAUAAUUCCACAGCUUCGGUGCCCAAAAGGAAAAAGCUUGCUCACCCACAGUCCUUUUCUUGACCUUAGGUACAAACCAAAAGGCCAGUCCCCUGUGUACAGAGGAUACAGGGAGAUACUAUAUGGAUCAAGAUCUUCUUGAUAAGAAGGUGCAAGUCUAAUGUAGAGAGACCAGAACCAAAUUAAUAUGCUCAUAUUUCCCUGUACUUGUCAGGACACGGGCAGCAGCGUUUUACAUCAUCUGCAAGACCUGAAAACUUUUCUUCUGCAGUCCUGACAGAAGCGCAUUACAAUAGCCCAGCCGAGAUGUCACAAAUGCAUAAGUGAGGACUUCUGCAUCUCUGUCAGACAGGAGUGGUCUAAUCUAAGUUAUCCUCCUAAGAUGAAAAAAUGCCACAAUCAUGAUGUCAUGAUCAAUAUUCAUUCUUCUAUGAAACUUAUGCACAAUGGAACUUUUUAAUAACAUGCAGCUGGAACUAAUAUGUGAGGGUGCCACAUAUUCACUGAAUUAACAAUCAAGCUCUGACAGGACUGAGAGUGUGAUGGACCCAAUCAUAUGUUUGCUCCAAUGAUGGAAAAUAAGGGUUUCACACUCCUUUUUAGAAGAUAAACCAGCAACAAGAAUCAAGAAUUCAAGAGAUGAGCUGUGCACUCUGUCUUUCUCAGCAAAGAUAAUAUGGUGUAGGCAGAAGAAUUUUAAAAGUACUGUUAUUCACUGACCAAUGAUGCGUGAGGUACAUAGUGUAAUAAAUAGUUUACAGCAAUGUAAUUAAAUCCUACAUUAUUUUGUUUUUAGAUUAUUGAUGAAGAAGACACACAGUUCAUGAUAAACUGUGCCCCUGCUGUGACGGAAAGUACCCCUCGGAGACGCACAAGAAUACAGGUCUUCUGGACAGCACCUCCAACUGGGUCUGGCUGUGUUAUAUUAAAGUAAGUUUUAUUUCAUAUACCAGCUUUUGAUUUAAACCAAACUUUUGAGUAACUUAAUUUGAAAGCAACAACAGUAACACUGGCUGUGACAGAGAGAUGACUGUUCACUCACUCAGGCUAUGAAUCUUAUAAAGUUAUUUUUCAUGCAUUGAAAUUUGAGAAAAUCAAUCUAAAAUCUUAUAGUGACGAACCCUGCAGGCGCUGUUUACACCUUUUUAAACACAGGCUUGGUUAAAUCUUAGAAAAGGGGAUACCAUUCAACCACAGGGCUCUUCGGGCUUGUAGGGCAGAAGAGAUACUGGAUGUGUUUUGGUAUAUCAGGAUUGGCAUGAAUCAAACAUGAAACUAUUUUCAUCUGAGGUUGAGACAUCAAUUGAGAGAGAGUUUUGUCUUUUUGCUCCUGUUCUUAGUACAAUGAUCUUGAACAAUACCACCAUUGAUUGAAAUCAACAUCCGUCAAAAGCCGAUAAGCAAACUUGGGGCCCUCCAAAAUGCACACACACGCACACACACAGACACGUACCGAGCUGUGCCUGUAGAUCCCGUCCAUUGGAAUACAAAAUAGAGUAGCCUUGGUGGGGGCCAACUUCUGCUUGGAAUGUGUUUACUUUAUGAGGGGACGGUGAAACAGCUCUUUGGUUUUGUAAGGGUAAAGGGAUGGCUCAUUGUAACACAACACUCCAAGGGGAUCUCCAGGGGACAUAGUCAAUAUACAGACAAGAUUACGCCCCCAGCAACUUUGCAUUUAUUCUGAGGCUUUAUAGUGUUAAGUGGUGAGUGCUAUUCGUUUUUCACUACACAUUUUUUCCUUUUAAAAAAAACUAUAAAAUCUAUAAAAAACAAAAAAUGUGGAGUGACAUUUAUUCAGAGAACUUUGCUAACUUUGACCUUUGCCAAGGUCACUGAGGUAGUUACAAGUAGGUCAGGCUUUCUCUGGAUCUGCAGACAGCCUUUAUGACAGAGGAUGUGUUAGGUUUAGGAGUUCUUUGCGGUUUUCCUGCCUAUCACCAAAUGUUAUUUCGAGUCUUGUUCAGUCUCCCCUGCAACCCGAUCCAACUCACAGCCAGGUGGUAAUCAGUUGAUAGCUCAUCACCAGUAGGGAUCAAACCUCUGUAGAGAGAUAUAUCUAUUUUUAUGUGGAAUCAGGAAGCUUAAUGUUGUAAUGUAAAGAGAGGACCCCUUUUUGGACUUGAUGAAACAUCUAUCAAACAAGAUAGACCUAUGAGGUAAAAAAAGACACUACUUCCAAGUGGAUUCCAUUCAGCGAGAACACAAAAUUCAAAGGAAAAACAAAUAAAUAUAAAUGUAAGGAAACUGUUUUUGGUGUGGUUUGGUCCCAACUACAGCAUACAAUAUAACAGGGAUUGCAGAUAGUACCUUGUGCCUGUGACUCAGCUGGUAAGUAGGGUGGGUGAUGAAUGGACUGUGUUGAGGGAAGGUUUUAGGGUGUCAAUGGGAAGAUGUCAACAAAAAAUAGUCACAUAUAGACGCAAUGAUGGAUGUGGCAACACUAAGCCACUGCAAAACCACAAGAAAGAAGUCAGGAAUCCCAGAAAACAAGGAGGAAGACAUGUACGAGGAAUGCCAAGGCAGAAUUUGGAGUCAGGGAAACAAGACGAAGGAGUUUUCUGGAAUUACAACAAGGCAGGUCAGGUCAGGCGCAGGCAGGGUUGGGAACCAGUCCAAAUAAGAGAAAGUCUUUGAUGAAGCUGGGGAAGAAUCUGGCAGAGGGUGUGAACUGAAGAGGUGCUAGUAUUGACUUGAUACAGAUGAGGAGCAACUGUGAGUUCAGUUGUGCUGAGUGAGCUGGUGAGGGGUGUGGCUGCUAGAAAAAGGGGUACACAUGGGUGAAUGGAAAAAUACUAAGAAGGGGCAGGCCCAGCAGAAGAGCAGAACUGUGGCUGAAAUAACACAAGAGGAGACACACGGAAAACACAGGCAAGAUAGAUAAAACAUGCUGGUACAGUAAGGAAGGAACUCAGACUAAACACACACUGGGCAAUGAGGAACAGGUGAUACUAAUAAGAUCCAAACAAGGUGUGGGCGGGCACACAAUCGAAGGUGGGCAACACACAAAGGACAAAAAGCAUUACAAGACAUAAAAUAUAUGGAAAAAAAAAAACCACAGGAAAUGAUACCGGAAAAAAUCGGUGUUAAACAACUGUAAUACAUAAUAUUUGUCCUCAAUUAGAAUUGAAACUUGAUGUUUUUAUGGUUCUACUUUUCAAAGAACUGCUCCAGUUAAGCUCAACCGAUGCCAGUGGCAAGAAAAGCAGCUUUUUUAUUUUUCAGUGGCUGAUUUCAGAGUGAUGUGUGGUUAGAAAGAAAAUGAAAGUGAUUAUAUCCAGUGGUGAGAAAAAGUGUUUGCCCCCUUCCUGAUUUCUUUUUUUUUGCAUGUUUGUUACACUUAAAUGUUUUAGAUCAUCAAAAAAAUGUAAAUAUAGACAAAGUUCACGGCCAACGAUGUCCCUGGAAAAGUCCCAGAUUUUAGUGUUUUGUGAAUGAGAAAAUAAAUGUUGCAUUUAGAUGAGUAAAUAGGUUAUUACGUUAGUUGAGUAGGUACAAAGCACGAGAGAGCAUAUAGUAGAGAGUUGUCUGUGGUUAAUAAUAAAAUCUAUGCAAAUCUAGCUUUAGUGCACACCUCAUUCUAUGUUUUUGUCCUGUGUUCUUAAUUUGUGUGUAAAGUUCAAUGCAGUUUUGCACACAUUAUAGCUCUGCCUGUACAAUUGCUGAAACAGGUUGAAACAUGUAGCUGAUAGUGGUAACCUAUAUCCAGGGGUGAAAGUGUUUGAGAGCAAGCUCUUUAUAAGACUGUUGCUUUUUUUUACAGGAAUCUAUAUUCCUGCUUUACACAUUCAUGCCAUGGUCUUGUACAUUGUUCAUCACGCAGGAGAACUCAUAACAACAUGCAGAUUUUUUAAAGAAGUUGUGUAUUCUGCAUUAUGUUACUCUCCAACUGCAAGAAACCCGUUACUUGACUCAGGAUUGAUAUGAUUUAGGUAUUAUACCCUGGUGUUUUGUGAAUGCGAAAAAUAUGUGUGCAGCAUCUAUUUUAAUCAUUAUUAGCACUGCUACUAUUCAACUUCCUUUACCUUUUUUUUCAUCUCAGGGUAUAAAAUUUCUCCUCCCGGUUCCUCUCUUGAUACUUGUGUCUCUUUCUCUCCAGAGCCAGUAUUGUCCAAAAAAAAAUAAUUUACUUCCAAGAGGAAGGAUCUCUCACUAUACGACUAUGUGAAAAAGGUAAUGAUUGUCUCUCAUAAAUUGCCCAUCUUGGUACCCUUGACCACAUAUACAAAAGCCCAUCUAUGUCUUGAUAGCAGAGUAGAAAUCAUGAGCAACAAGUUUGAGAAAAGGGCCUCAGAGACAUAAAAGAAGAAGAAGAACUUUAUUUAAACUCAAUAGCAAAGAGUACGCAGGAUUCGUUUGAAGGGGUUUGUGUUUCUGUGUGUUGUUACAUCCAUGUCCUUUCUACUUUCAGAGCGAGUGUUUGGGGAAGCCACAGAAGCUCCUGGUAUUGAAUGCUGUGCUUGUGGGACAGCAAAGUACAGACUCACCUUCAAUGGCAACUGGUCAGAGACAGUACACCCAAAAGACUACCCAAGUGAGUGUAAUAAGACACAUUUUAUAUAAGCCCAUCGAAACCACAACUGCUGUUUCCAUGUCAACUAAGUAUGUCACUGAAAGGAGAGAUCUAUCACUGACUACUGACUGGUAGUUGCAUUAGACAGAAUCAGUUUGUUUAACAACAACUACAGCCUGUAUUCUGUGUAUGGCAUGUGACAAGGGAAGACAAAUUACAGUAAGAGGAAAUUAAGGCCAAAUAACUUUGCCAACCAAUCUGUGACAGGGAAAAACAAACAAAGAAGGCUUUUAAGUCAAAAACUGUGCUUACCAGCCAAUAAUGACUUUAAAUUAGUGAUGAAACUGGCCAGCAAGGUUAUUCAGUCAGCUGUGUUUACCUUCUUAAAGACUCAAUCAUUGAAAUUGUGAUAACUAAAACCUAAAUUUCAGUCUCUGUUUCCUUUAAGAACGAGCAAACCACUGGUCGGCUUUGAUUGGCGCGUCUCACGCAAGAAGCUAUGUGCUGUGGGAGUAUGGAGGCUAUGCAAGUGAGGGUGUCCGACAAGUUGCCGAGUUUGGUUCCCCCAUCAAGAUGGAAGAAGAGAUUCGCCAAAAAGUAGGGCUCUCCAAAUAGAACCUGCGCAGGUUCUCUGUCAAUGGUUUUCUAUGAAACAGCACUCUUUACAUGUUUGUCUACUCGUGUUCUGAUGCACACACUAGACUAUAGCCAAGGGACUCUGAAAAAUGCAAAUACACACAAAAAAGUUUAAAGUUCAUGGAGUUCAUAGAUAGACAGAUAAAAAGAUAGGUAGACAGAUGCUUUAUUAAUCCCAGAGGGAAAUUUAAAGAAACAGAGGCAGCACCAAUAAAACACAGUACACAUUCCACUAAUACUGUGACAAUACCUACACUAAGUAAUAAAUAAAACAGUCUAGUAACAUGACCAUAAUGCAGUAGUGCAGUGUUAAGAAGACAUAAUAAACAGUGCAAAUGGAUGUAGUAGUGCAAAAAUGCAGAUGCUGAUGGAUUGUUCAUGGAUGGGAUAUACUAUAUCAAGGGGGGGGAGGGGGGGGCAGUUCUGUUAGUGUGGGACUCUGCCCCUUCCCAUACAGGAAGUCUUAGUUUGGUGACCAGUCCAGCCUCUCGUCCAGAUGCAAUCCCAGGUAAUUUGUAGGUCCUGGUAGAAUCCACUUGGACACCAUCGAUGUCCACAGGCUGGAGGAGGGGCCUGGGCCUCCUGAAGUCAACCACGAUUUCCUUGGUCUUGGAGGCGAUGAUGUUCAGGUAGAUGGACUGACACCAGGGGCUCUAUUUUGGUGCCUCACCGGAGAUCUGCCGCAAGCGCAGCGUCAGUCAGAUCCGCUGCGCUGACAAGGCGUUCCCAAGCACAUUUUGGUAUUUUGGUGAGCCGCGCAGCCCGGCGUAAGUAUCCCCCCUCCCUAACUCAGCUCCUCCCAGCAGCAUAAGUCGUAGACGGGGAGGAGAGAGGGCGUGUAGUAGAUUUAACACAGCCGAGACCUGUUUUCACCAAUCACAUAAGCUCCUCUCCUUGCCUUUAAAUCCGCCACCGGCGAGGCGUAUUACUAUUUUCAUGAAGUAGUCAAAGAGAUCGAGAGAUGUCUGAAGACAGUUAUGCCACACGAUGGCGACAGAAGGCAGCUCCUCAACAAGUGUCCUCCACACUCUCUCAUCUUAGCACAGAUGGAUUUGGUGUGUGUAAUGUUGGACCCACUGGUAAGACAAACACCCUUUUCCACAAAUAAAGACACUCACAUGAAGUUGCUCAUAUUCAAACCUCACGUGACAAAGGUGGGUUGUGCGCAGAGAUCACAUCAUAAAUUCCAAUAAUGGCAUUAAAAUCGGAACCAUCUGUGCGUAAAUGACGCAUCGCACUCCGUGGCCUGGCUCUUUCUUUCAUAGAUGUUGGCAUAUAAAAUAAAUUUGGCUCACAAAACUGAAUAUUAUAAUAUCCGUAUGUCGGCUUAAAGUAGAUCACGCAUCUGAGCACUGAAACAAAUCAUCUGUUCAGCCGCAGCAGCAAGCAAGACGGACAGAGGACACGGAGACGUGUCCAGGUCGAGCUGUGCGAGAAAUAAGAGGAAGAAAGAAAAGGAGGGAGACACAUUACAUAUCUUGUUAACUUCAUCAUGUGUGUUUAUUUACUAGAUAUUUAACUUAAUUUGAUGCAGUUUCAGCUGUAUUGAUUCGGUCAGGUUGUGUGCCCAAACGCGUGCCAAACACGCUCAUCAGAUCAGAUAUUGAUCAGAAUAUAUCUAUAUAGAUCUAAAUGUAUGUGCUGACUCAGAUUAUUAGUUGUUGUUGAUUAUUUAUUGCACUGAAAUCUGCCUGACACUGUGGAAACCUGCCAGUGAGGCAUCAGUGACGUAUGUCGAUACGCCGCCGGUCUACCAAAAUACUACUAGACCAGCUGCGUUCCGCCUUGCGCUGAAAGCUGACCAGGUUUGAAUCGGCGAGCUUUCAGCGCACGUUACACGCCGGUGGCGAGCACGAAAAUGUCACUGCGCCAGCUGAUUCUGUCAACACCUCCCCCUGCCACGCCACCACGCCCAGCUUGGCGGAUCUCGGCUCGCCUCCGUGCGACUCAGUCCACGAAAAUACCAAACUCGCCUUACGCCGGGCUCCGCCAGACGAAAAUACAACUGCGCGGGGCUCGCCGCCCUCCGCCGCCUCACCGGCGCGAACGAAAAUAGAGCCCCAGGUGACUAAGUCAUGGGUGAGGUUCCUGUACUCUUCCUCCCGACCAUUCCUGAUACACGAUACAAUCACAUCUUGUGUAUUCUUCAGAAUACACAAAUGCUGUUUUCACGUUUGAGUCACAGAACAUUUAACUGCAAGACUAGCUGUUUCAAAGAGUUAAAGGGCUAGAGCUGUCCCACAGGUGUACGCAACAGCUGCAUAUUUGGUAGGGGCAGAAUGUUGUUUGUGUAUCUGUGGGUGGUCUAAAAUCUCAUUUAGUUCAGUCUGAGUGACACACAUGUAGGUGUAGUGGGCUGCUUAAGAUGGUUAUUCUCCAUCACGCAUGACUUCAAACUACGGAAACCAUGUCUUCCUUGGGAGAAAAAUAAAUCCUUUGUCUAAUUACAAGGGGUCUCUUUUUAGCCCCUAUCAGAUAUGCACAAGUUCCCUGAAAUUUUUCUGUACAGUUCCACAGGGAAAGCAUUCACCAGAGAGCCUUAACAUUGUCAACACUUGGGCAAUUUAAUGAACUCUAAAUUCGACUUUCCCGAAGCUUCCAACAGUUUUGCUGAAACGGUCAGACAGAUGAGAACUGUUCAGUACAUUGAUUAAUAAAAUUGUAGUGGGUGUAGGCGGUACAAGGAACACAGUCCAGAACACCCACUACCUCUGCCCUAACAUACAUAUUGUGGGUAUAAUAAUCACAUGUCUUAUCAUGUUUACAAAAAUUGAAAACUUCAACAAGCUUCUUCAACAUAGAAUUUGUUGUAGAGCUGUUGUUGGAUUGCAUUAAAUUUGAUUGUGUUCAUAAUGUUAUGGCUCGUUGGUGUAUUUCAAAUCCAGGGUCCUGGAACUUGGAGUGACAAGUGCCUUCAGCAUUACAAAACAAGGAUGCAGAACCUGUAGCUUGAGUUUAUGCUCUGUAGGUGCUAGAGGAUUUGGCUGAGCAGCCAUAGAUCUGUUUGUCCUGCCUAAUCUUAAGUUUCCUGAAACUUGAUCAGAGUUAAAUAACAGAGAAAAAUCUACUUUUAAAGAGACACUAAGGGAUGACUUACGAGCAGAUAAAAAACACACAGAAGCUUCUAAACAGUUAGUAUGUAAAGAAAAGUGACAACAAAUUAAUGAGCACAACUUUGGUACUAUCAAUGUUAACAAAGUACCACUCCUGAGGUCUUUAUCCUUUUUCCAGAUUCACAAUGUUAUUGGUCAUUUUGUCGAAUAAUAGCAUAAUUAUAAAAAUAUAUUUUUUUCUAGUUUUUCGACGUGUUUAUUUUUGUACAGAGCCAGACAUCCUGUUAACAUUGAAAUGUUUUCCAGUAAACACACAGGCUUGAUUUCAUUUAUUUAUUUAUUUUUAAUCUUCACCAAAGGUUCUCCUGUUUUUACGGUUGAUUCUUUGUAAAACUGCAACAUUAAAAGAAAAUAACCUGAAUCAGUAUGGGUUUAAAAGUAAAGCUAUUACAGGGUAAGUAUUAUAAACUAUUCCACAUAAUCCCAUAUACUGUAACAAAAGGCUGAACCAUACUGUAUUAAAACAGGACUACAGUGCUAGCUAGAAUGAUAAACCAGCAAGAGAGCUGGCUACUGCUGUGCUCGUCUGUUAGCUUGGAGAGCACAUGUAAUCUUAAACUUAAAACAAGCUUCAUUUUCAACAUAGAUUUUAAUAUGUCAGAUCUUUGAUGUUCUACAACAUGUUCAACAUGUGACAUAUGACAAAUGAGUCCUGUCACUUACUGUGCUUCAGAGGAGCAUGAGUGACAAAGAAAAUCCCUGACCAAUGCCAGUAGAUGGCACCACAAACUAAUGCAAUCAUUAUGAUAUGAUCCUCCUCCUUUUAACUGUAAUGGGCUGAUUUUAUACAUACAUGCAUACAUGCAUGCACAGACAGACAGACUUGUGAGGCUGUACAAAUUUAUCUUUAUGAUCCUUAUUUGUCUUGUUUAUUUUUUAUCAUGAAUAUUGUUGAAUUACCCCUUGUAAAUCUACCAAAAAAGGAUUUCUGUGCCCCCCUUAAAAAUACAGGAUGGAGCACCAAAGGUUGGAAAAGUGAGGUCUGCAGUCAGGUCUCAAUGAGGUGGUUGUUUUAUUAACCAAUAAAAUGUGAAGGAAAUCAACAAAAGCAACUAAACUAAGGUCUUGUACACACAUAGCGGUAUCCAACCCACAACAAAAACAAUACUGAUGAUUUAUAAGUUUUUUGGUUUUGAAAAGAGUGACAUAUUCUUAUUUUCUCUACAACUCUCAGCCUGAUAACUGUUUUUUAAAGUUUUUAUGAUAUCAUACAUUGGCUGUAUUAAUGAGACACAGAGUUUACAUCAAAUACCUUAAUAUAUGUGUACAAAUGAUGAGUAAAACAUUGUCAGGUAAUCAAUAGGUGUGAUGUGUGUUUUUAUUCAGUGGACAGAAUGUUUCAUGGUUGGUAAAACCUUUUUUUCUUUCUUUUUCCCCUUUGCUGUCAUUCUUGGCAUCCAUGAACAUAGGUGUGUGUUUAAACAACAAAUCCAAGUUUUCUGCUGGGUUCAUGAUAUGGUAUGGGAUUUAAUGAUGAGGAUUCUUGUGUGAACAUAAACGCACAGAUUCACAGUUUUUUCUCUUUCAUAUCUCCUUCUGUCUGCAGGGACAUGAAGUACUGACUGUCAUCAAAACAAAGGCUCAGUGGCCAGCAUGGCAGCCCCUCAACAUGUAAGUAUCACUUACUGUCACUAAUGUAUUUGUGUAAAACAUAAAAUUGGAUCCUAUAGGGAAAAAAAAAAAUUUAACAUGAAUUCCUAAAACAGUUGCUUGAAAUUAGCUUAACAUUUCAGCUGGUUACAAAACUUUGUUUGCCUCUGAGGCAAGAAAAAGAUAACAUCUUUGUGUAAUUUUUUUAAUUCUUAGUAUCUGUUCAAAUAUUUGUGUUCUCCAUGAGUUUGUAUUUUCCAGUUCAAAUGAACAUGUAAGUGUCACUGAUGGGUGCAUUGUGAUUUGAGGGCCAUUGUGGUGAGGGAAUCCUUCCCUGCAGUGAUUCAGAGUAGCUUAGCGGUAUACUGUAUUGUUUUUGUCAUUUUAUUUGUUUAGCAAUAUUGCACACAGGUAAGUUUUUCGUGAAAUUAACUAUAGACACAGAUGUUUGUCCCUUCUGGCUUUGUCCCCAUCAGUACUUGUGUGACGCUGAAAACUUUAAGAAUAUGUGCACUUACUACAAGGGCCCCUCAAUGCUGCCUGUUAUUCAGUAAUAAUUGACUUCUUCCUCCCUAUGAAUGAGCAAGGAGGGUAGUCUGGUAAGACAAUCAGUCCUGCUACCCAAAGAUCAGUAACCUUAUGGUUUUUUUUUUAACACUGAGUUAGGGUGACCAUACAUCCUGUUUUACCCGGACAUGUCCUCUUUUUGGGAAUUCAGAAUAUGGUCACCCUAACUGAGUAAGCUCAAGGAAGAGCUCUAACAUCAAGUGGAUAGAACCUGAUGAAGGUGUGUGGCGCUUGAUGCAGCACAAAUCUCUUAAAGAAAAGUCUCUCUUAAAAUCAGGCCCAUGAGAUAUGAAUAUGCCCCCCCUCCCAAUUAUAAUCAUAGUUAUGUAAUGUCCUUUAUCGUAGCCUAAACCGAGUCACUUCUGUGUGAUCUAUAGACAUUUUAGCUUGAAGCACUGCACUGUGUGUAAUUGAUGUCCAACAAGUGUUGUUAAACUGCAGGCUAUCUGGGUACCAGGUGCUCAACCAGAAAGUGCAAUCCCUUAUUUUUAAUAUAAGUACAGGUAUUUCUAUCCAGGAAAGUUCAUUCAGUAAUCUCCUCUGUUAUUUUCCACCCUUUCAUAACAUCACUUGGAAAGUGUCUCUCAUCUUUGCAGUACACUAAAACUGACAAAACUGACUGACACUGCUUUGUUUUGGGUCCUGCACUUGGAACAUGAGCUUUGAAAAUUUGGAGUAAACCUGUCUUUUAUCCAUUUGCUGCACUCAAGCAAGGAGGUCUACUGUAAAUAUUAAUUCUUACCACCCCACCCCCGUUUUUUUGUAAUUCUUCACCGUCACUUUGUCCUUGUCAUCAGGAGAGCAGCGCCCUCGGCAGAGUUUUCUGUGGACCGUACUCGUCAUCUGAUGUCAUUCCUCACUAUGCUUGGACCAAGCCCGGAUUGGAAUGUGGGGCUGUCAGGGGAGAACCUCUGCACCAAGGAGUGUGGCUGGGUCCAGAGGCUUGUGGCAGACCUCAUUCCCUGGGAUGCAGGCACUGAUGAUGGUAUUACAUAUGAGGUAACCUAUCUGAAUUAUACUGGUUAUUCAAAUGCAUCAUAACAACUUCACGUAUCAAAUCACAUUUGUCAUAUUGAAUCAAAGGUUACAGAAGACAAGACAGGAACUGUGCAUCUCCUCUCACUGCCUAUGUGUCAAGUUAGUCAGAUACCCAAGAACAGCGGUCCUCAACCUUGGGGUCCCGGCCUCUAUAGGGGUCACAAAAUAAUGUCUUUGGUUUUGCCAGAUUGACUCCACAAUGACUUGGUAAAGACUUUCUUUCUCCUUCUAGCUCAUAUGUGGAUCGAAUUAGGCUCCAGCAGGAUGAGAGUUCUAAAUGUAUCUCCACACAGCAUGGUGUGAAGAUGCUUGCAGUUUACCUCAGUCACAACAAAGCACAGAACUAGAGCAAAACGCUUGAAAACUCCAGAACUUUGUACUAAAAUAUAUGUUUUUGUAUUCUGAAAUAUCAUCUGUAAGAUGAUUUUUGCUUGGACCUUGUGACCAAGGGCAAAUGAUUUGCCGUUUGUGAAUUCACUGACACCACUGCAAACAAUACAGUAAGAGUAGAAUGCUUAUGAUCUGCUGAUGACUGGUGGUAUUUAAGUUGCAGUAUGAAUAGGCAGGCCAGCUGAGGCCAUAUUUACCUGUGACCAGAUCAAGGUGAUUCAAGAGCCCCCGCCCCCCACAGUUUUAACAAAUUCCAUUCACAUAUCACACAUCAAUGUAGCCAGCGGGAGGCAGGUUAGGGGGGUCAAGUGUUGUACCUAAGGACACUUCAGCAUGUGGACAACAAAUAAUAUAAAAAAUUACAAUAGUGCACUAAAGCAAUGAGCUGAAAGUCACUGAAUUUCUUUCCAGGUUUUUGGUAAUCUGCCGUCACAUAAUAUAUAUCCGUUGGUCUCAUCAAAAUGGGCAACACCUCCACUUCACACAGUAAUUUGAUUUGUUGUCCAUUUAAGUUUUGAUUGAAACAGCUCUGGUAUUUGCCCACAUAAUUAUUGCGUACAUUAUUUGUUCACAAACCCUCCUUUAUUCCUCUCUUACAGUCACCAAACCAGCCCUCCAUUCCUCAGAAGAAAAUUCGCCCUUUGACUAGUUUGGACCACCCCCAGAGCCCAUUCUAUGAUCCUGAGGGUGGGGCCAUUACUCCGCUUGCGAGAGUGGUUUUGGAACGUGUUGCUAGAAAGGUACAAUGCCUGUGUGUACAUGACUGUGUGUGUGUGUGUGUGUGUGUGUGUGUGUGUGUGUGUGUGUGUGUGUAAGUGUGUGUAAAGAGCAGUACUGGUGUCACAUGCAUGAUGUACUCUCUUGACUCUUGUGUGAUUGCUUUAAAAAAGUCCCUCAAGUCUCUACAUACCAGAGUCGUGUAAGAAGUGCUUAUGGACAGACUCUUUUGAGUAUACCACUGAACAAAGCUGUCAACGUCCUGGCCGUGGCUGAUCUUAUCCUUUUAAAGCAUGUUAACAAUAACAGAAUCAUCUGCAUAUCUGAUAGCAGAUCAAUUGUCAAGUCUGUUCUGACACAUUUGUUUUGAGGAGAAAGGUUAUAGAUAUUAGCUAGAUAGAAAGAAAGAUUAAGAAUUUAACAAGGCAAGAAUUCUUCAAUAACUUGUUAAUUCACACAGAAAGAAAAUAGUGGCAGCAAUCCAAAUCAAAUCAGGUUGACAGUCACGUUCUGUGCAACAAAAGCCCAGGCAGACCUCCUUUAACCCCCUUAGCCUCUCCUAUUUGGUGUAGUGAACUACACAACUUCACUUUAACCAUUUUAACUAGAAUUUGACAUCAUUCAACAUUUUUAAUUAUUUCUAGAAAAGCAAUCACAAGAGCCAACAUGUAUGCAUCCAUGUUUAACCACAGGACCAUUUUUGGUGCAAAAGUUUGUGUGUGUGUGUCUGUGUGUUUUUUUAUGAGUUGUCAGUGACUUUGGGUUUCCAUGUAUAUGCAGGGUGAACAGUGUAAUGUGGUGCCAGACACAAUUGAUGACAUUGUUGCUGAUAUUGAACAGGAUCAGAGGGAAGAAGGUAAAGUGAAUAAAUAAACACCCUUACAAACACACCAUUUUUGACUACAGCUGUUUGUCACUCCUAAAACGGAAUGCCAUGUAUUUCCUGAAAAAAGGCCCGAAGAAGUUCUCAAAUAUUCAUUCAAACACUCCCUUUUUAAUGGUUUAACGUUCGUUUAUUUAUACUAAUGAAAAAAGAGGGACAAAACCCCCUCUUUUUGAAAAACGCUUAUGCCAUGAUAUUAUGAAUCCAGAACCUAGGUUGUAAUUUAGCUGUCAUUAUUCUCUUGAGAAAGCCUAAGGUGUGGGUUAAUGGAGUAUAAUAGUAUUUUCACUAUUAUACUCCAUUAACCCACACCUUGAGGCCAGGUUCUGGCUCCCCACCUGUAAGAGGGGGUUAACUCCAAAAAGUGCCUCGUGAAUAUUUUUUGCAAAAAUGUAUAUAUUUAUGGAAGUCAGGAUUGAUGAGCUACCUGUUUGUCCAUUUGGAGGGGCUACAAACACAUUCCAUUCAGUUGAUACACCAGAUAUGAGGAUGGACUGGUAAAUGCCAGUGUCUGUGUUGCACAUUAGUACACUGACUUCUUUUACUUGAGUGACCUUGGGUAGGAAACAGUAUUCUGUAAGACUUGAUAGGCAAUCUGCUUUCUCAAUCCUUUUCUGUUUCUACCUGUGCUCUUUUUUUGUCCUUAAUUUCUGUAGAGAUGGCAAUCAUAAAUUUGGCUGGGAACCCAGCCCAUUUUAUUCUACUCAAACAUCAAAUGAAUUAUAGGUUAAAUCAGAAAUAUAUAUAGUUUAUUUAACUUCUCAAUAAAGAUUUCUUCACACGUCUCUUGUAGAUGACACUCCAGAGACAUGUAUCUAUUCAGCUUGGUCCCCCUGGUCAGCUUGUAGCAGUGCUACUUGUGAAAAAGGACGCAGAAUGAGGCAGAGGAUGCUAAAGGCCCAGCUUGACCUCAGUGUGUCGUGUCCACACACUCAAGAUUUUCAGCCCUGCAUGGGACCAGGAUGCAGUUUGGAAGGUAAACAAACACACGGUAGGAAUCCCUGCACCAACAGGAGGUGUGGAAAUCUUCUGUACUUUUAAAACAUUUGCUUCCACCUCUAAGGUGUUCUUAUAAAUUAAUUUUGGUUGCUACAAAGGGACUGCUAUAUGUAUAUAUAAUUAUAUAUAUAUAUAUAUAAGAAUGCGCAAAUGUCAAGUAUGUCUAACUGCACUAUCACUUUUUGGCUGCAAUAGAUGUAUGUUGCCCUCUCUUUACAGUAUUUCUGAUCUGAACAGAUUUGUUAAAAAAAACAUUGUGAUUACGACAUUUGGUCCAGGUGUCCAAUUUUUCACACUCUGAUUUUAAAUUUAAAAAAACUCUGAUGUUAGUUACUGCUGUCCUUUUCUUUACUUUGUUGUUCAUGUUUUAUGUGAUAAUAUGUUGUUGUUGGCAUGUUUCCCAUGUCAACAUCACUUUCACCUAGAACAUAUUAUUGUAACGUGUAUGUCUUUCCAAAAAUUUUGCCUGAUGGUUAACUUUUGCAAAACAGUGUAACUCCUCUUGUGCAGUUUGUCAGCUACCAUCAUCUAUCUAUCCAUUUUCUUCUGCCAAUCCAGGGUUGAGCUGCAGAGGCAGCAGUCUGAGAAAAUCCACCAAGGAUAUUUCCUACCCUAGCAACAUUUGCCAGUUUCUCUUAAGGGAUCCCAAAUCAGCUGGGAUACACAGUUCCUUCAGACAGCUCUUACCCCUAUAAAGGAAACCCAGGAGUCAUUUUUCUCAUAAGCCCAAACCGCUGCAACAGACUCCUUUUGAUAUGAAAAAGCAAUGGCUGUAUUUUGAGCUCACUCUUGAUGUCCACCCUCACUCCUGUUCCCUCAUUCAGAGUUGUAACAUAGACCAACUGGUAAACCCUAAGCUUUGCCUUCAAGCUCAGCUUCCUCUUUGCCAUGAUGGUCAGGGCAUUGCCUGUUGAUCUUAUGAUCCAUUUCACCCUCACUCAUGAACAAAACCCCCAUGAACUUGAACUCCUGCAUUUUCUGGCAGAGACCCAACACCUCGGACUUCAGACUUUUACAAUCUAGUCAAUAUUGUUUCUAAUUUACAUCCAAAGCAUUCUGACCAUGUAUGGCUCAAGAAUACCAAAUGACAGAAUAAUGUGUUAUCUGAUUUAGAGUUUAGUUACCACACAUACUCUUCACAGCACUUUUUUUCCAGAAGAAAUUCCAUUAUCAGAGUCCAAGUGGCUGAUCAUAGUUAUCAGAAAAGGGCUGUGUAUGUGUUUUGGUCCAGUCAUCCCACUUCAUGUCUAAUGUUCACCUGCAGAUAGGCACAUGUCUUACCUAUGUUAUGGGAAAGGGCUAAGAGGACUUGGCUUUGUAGGAACAGUACCUCCUUGGUGGUAACAUCCGCCCACUUGUGCUGUUUAGACCAGUGCAACCAGUUACAGGGGUUGAGCUGGAAUCAUGGGACACAACCUGACUCUCUCCUGAGAGCUUUAAAAUCUUUAGGAUUGAACAAAAUAGAUUGUGAGACUAGAUUGUGAAACUCAGUGUAUCAUCAGUCUCAAUUACUGCCUGAGUUCCUCACAUCCUGUUUCUGCAUUAGGAGAAAAUAUUCCUCACCCAGUGGUGGAUUUAGGUUCCUAGAUGAUUUUAUAUGGAUUGUGGUUUUGGUCAUGUGGUCCUCUUUCAGUUGAAUUUUUAUGCAGAGCAUGUAUUAAACCCAGUUGAGCAGAUUAAAUAGUAGAAUCAUCAAGGGAAAGAACAGUUUGUAAAAAGUCCAGACACAUUUCCUGGAAACCAUUAUCCCCAUCAAAAGUCAAUAAGAAACACACCCUUUUAAAUGUCUGAAACACCUGAAUCCAAGUCAUCGCUCGCCUAAAGGGAAAUCAGCCAAUGUUAGAUAAUUUACAAUUGGGCUUUCAUAAAAACUAUAAAGGUCAUUUGUGUCACACCUUGUAAUGAUUUAUUUCUUUGUUUCUUCAGCAACAUGAGAGAUAUUUUUGACUGAAUCAUGACAAAAGAGCUUCUGUGCUGAGAAAAUAGUAAUGGUGGUUAACUUGGUUCAGAGAGAAAGCAAAGCCCUUGUUCUCCUGUUUCCAUUAUCAGAACUUUUACAUUGUAUUUUAACUGGGAUUUUAAUGGAUGUCUCAGGCAGUGUGUAAUGAGAUAAAAAGGAUUGAUUGUUGAGUACAGCUUUGUCUAAAACAAGGGGUGGCACACUAAGUGUCUGUGCAGCAAGUCAUCGGUCUCUUAAUAUCAUUGUUGGUGGUGGAGGUUUCUUUUCUUCAUCAUAACGAUAUGACUUCCCCCUGAAGUUUUACUUCUAGUGGUGUCAGUGUGAUGCUCUUUUGCUGCAAGUACCAUCCCUUGAUUAUGAAACAGUACCACUAUACUUAAACCCAGAAGUCUGUUUUGAUAACUCUUCAUACAAUCUUUGCUUUUUCUCCUGACAAGAACCAUCAGCGUGUAUGAUGUCGGAGUGGAUCAGCUGGUCGGCCUGCAGUGUGUCCUGUGGGAUGGGAAUGAGAUCAAGAGAGCGAUAUGUCAAACAGUAUCCUGAAGAUGGUUCACUUUGCCAGCUCAACACUCAGGAGACAGAGAAGUGUGUGGUCAAUGAUGAAUGCUGUGAGUUUUCUUUUUAUUUAAUUUUACAAAGAAUUGAAAAAAAGUUCAACAAAGUAUAUUAAAGGGAUAUUCGGACGUAAAAUGAAGUUAGGGUCGAACACACCGUAACACUGAGUUAGACACCCCAUCGAGAGAUGAAUGUUGCCGCCCGCUUGCUUCUCUAGUUAUACCAACUUUAGUAACAACUGCACUAUACAGAAAUACACAGUGGUCUAUGUCUCCAGGAGCAGAAACCAAAAAGCCACUCUAUAGCCACAAAUAAUGCUCAGAACAGCACCUAACUUCAUCAACAAUACAUAUAGGGUCCCAGCCAUAGCACUAGCCACCAAACAUCUUUUUAACUUUGCCUAAUUUCAUUAGCAAAGAGACUAAACACAAUUUACCACUCUCCUGUUGUACAGAGACCUCGGGUGAGUCCAUCUACUGCAGCAGGGUGACGCAGCUCAAAGAAUAACAUUUAUGAUCAUUACUUUAUCAUUUCCUUGAAGUAAUAAUCACCAUAUUAAUCAUUUUGCACUGCAGACGCGGUAGUUCUUCUGCCUUAGCGUCUCGGUCUGAUUGCAUUUCCAUGAGGAAAUGAUCAUAAAUGUUCUUCCUUUAGCUGUGUCACCCCGUUACAGUUUGGUGUUUUGUUUGAGGGUGUGGCUCUCUGUAUUGCUAUCUGCGGUCGCUACUAAAUUUGAUAUAACUUGAGAAGCAAGCAGUUGGCAACGUUUAUCUCUCGACGAGGUGUUUUACUUGGUGUUAUGGUGUGUUUGACCCUAACUUUAUUUUACGCCAGAAUAUCCCUUUAAUGCCUGUUUGUAUGAAAAAGUAAAACCAGUACUGUAUCAACGCACAUAUAAGAUCACCCUGAUUACAGAAUACAGAUGUAUUUUAGUGGGGAAAAAUGUCUCAAUAAGGUAGUGAUGUCAAUAUGAGUAGCUCCCUUUUUACAUACAAAUUGAAAUAUAUAUAUAUGUAAAAUCAGUCUGUCAGUCAGACUAGUUUUAUACAACACAAUGUAACACACAGUGCUUUGCAUGAGCAUUGGUACAGCUGUAUUACCAUUAUGUUUAUGUUCUGUGAAUGCCACAAUUACCCACUCUGAGCCUGUACAAAACCAGGUAUAUUUUUUUAAGUGCAAUAUGAGGGACAUGACUUAAUUCAAAUGUGCAUCUUCUAAUAAUUUCAGUGUUUUGAAAAGUUUCUUUUUUUACUUAAGUUAGGUAUGCAUUUUCCUUCAACCACUAACAUGAUAUUGAGCCACUUGAUGUGGUAAAAAUAACUUUCGGUGUGAACAAUGAAGAGGGGGAUCAGUUAUGAUGAUAAUAAUUUUUUAAAGUCGAGUUCCAGUUUAAAGCGAUCAAGCCAAAGCUGGCUCUCACUCUAGAUACAUGACUCAAACACUUUUGUAUUUUAAAACUGUGUUUUUGGUAUUUGUCUUUGCCACAGCACCGAGCAGCUGCGUGGUGACUGAGUGGGGUGAGUGGCAACCCUGCAGCGUCACCUGUGGUCUAGGUAUGAGGAGGCGUGAGCGUAUGGUAAAGAUGCCUCCUAUAGAUGGUUCAAUGUGUAAGACAGAAGUGUCUGAAGUGGAGAAGUGCAUGAUGCCAGAGUGUCGUAAGUAUCAAAUAUUUAUAUGCUUUUAUUAAAAAGAAGUUGCGGUCGUAUUAAAUUCUUAAAUGUAUUUUGUACAGUGCUGAAUUACUGACUGUUAACCUUGAUACUUAGUUUGUGUUUGUUUGUAGACACCAUCCCUUGCAUGUUGUCACCCUGGUCUGACUGGAGUGACUGUAGUGUGACUUGUGGGCGGGGCAUACGAACACGUCAGAGGAUGUUGAAGUCCGAUCCUGCAGACUGCACUGAGGAGCUUGAACAGACAGAGAAAUGCAUGCUGCCUGAGUGCCGUGAGUAACAAACUACUGCUCUGCAUUACCAAAGUUCUAAUUACUAUGAACAGCAAGGUCAACAAAGGUUAGUUUGUAACUAGUAGUGAUGGUUAGAUGAUACGCCAGCAACAAAAAACAAGAAGAGAACAGAGCCAACAUGGUAAGAUCUGCACUACCUUUUUAAAAAAGAGCUGACUGUAUUGACAUCUUUCAGUAGAUUGGUAGUCAGAGUUUUACACAAGAAUGUUGAUGCUUUAAUCCUUGUGGAUAAAUAUUUAGUCUUAAGAGGACUGUUGGUAAGGCAACAUAAGGUGCUUUUCAACCAAAAUCACCCAAACUCAUUUUCAGGGACUUGUCUCUCAGGAACGUAAUAGUUCCUUUGGCCCACUGUUGGUUGCAUUUCCACUUGGGGCCUGAAGUCCUGGAUAAAUAAUGCUAAAAAGGCCAACAACAUCCAGGGAUGGAUCCAGGAAAUGAAUUUGCUUGCACAGUUCCUAAUUUGAGUGUUUUUUGUUUUUAAAGCUGUAUAAUACAGCAAGUAAGCUGUAUUGUUAAAUAACACCAGGUUACUGGAAAUAUUUUCUCUUGUACAAUUGUCAUUGGUGCCUCUACCUGUCUGCACCUGUCUCUGCUCUGCUGGUGUCUGUGUGUUAAUUAUGUACCAGCUUAUAUUGUAUAAAUGAGCUUGUUUCUUGAUAAGACUAACUGCUGAUUCUGUUGUAACAUCUCUGAUAUGGAAGAAAUUAACAUAAAAGGGGUCAAAAUUCAUGUAUGUGGAUAGUAGGGCUGCACGAUUAAUAGAUUUUAAAUCCUUAUCAGAUUAUUUGAUGAUGAUGUCAUCGAUUUUCCUCUCUAUCAUGUCUGGCGCCUCCAGACCAUUGUAGACUCCCCUUUCCUUCAAGAGUGCUCCCCAGAUCCCACACACACCAUUGUAAACAAACAUGGAUAAUUUCAUGGCUAAAUAGGGCAAGAGCAAGUCAACUGUGUGGAAUUGGUACAAGUUUUGGACAAAGAGCAAAUCACUCCCCGCUGCAAAGUCUGUCUGAAGGCGGUAUCAACCUGGUCUACACAGAAACGAAUUCAGAAGAAAACGCAAAGGUUUUUUGUUGUAUCUGUGUUUUAUUGACACAGAAACCGUGUUUCAGGUGACUGUAAAUGGUACUUUUUGAAAAUGGAUCAGAGAGUGCAUAAAUCCGUAAAUGACGACCAUUUCAUCUCCGUGUGGAUGCCUAUCUGCAUCUUUCUUGAAACGAUUAUGUCACACACAGCGUAACUCUUUUAUGGCGCAUGUCUGGCAAAAGCAACCGUUGUAUGUAUGCUCUGUACUCUUCUUCUGUCUUUUGUGCAUUUCCUUGGCAGCGUUACUGGCUUGGCAUAUGCACUACAUCGUUUUCAAUGGUUUGGUUUUAAGAGGUGAUAGAAAAACUUAUUAAAGUGACGUUUGGUGAAGUUGUCACUGAGAAGUUGUCACUGAAUAAAGAAAUUAAAUUGAAUUUUCAGGGAAAAAAUCAAGAUUUUAUUUUUGGUUAAAAUCAUGCAGCUCUAGCGCAUAGCUUACAAAGUGAAAAAAAACAAAAAACACAAAUGCAUCUGUAGGUGCCCUUCAGUUUAGGGAAACACACACAAGACUUGGAGGCAGGCAGAUGGCUUCUGACCAAAUAAACAUUACAGGUCAGGGCCUUUGACAAAACAAAAACACAGAGGUUCAGGAAACACAGAGCAAAGUGUGGUAUCGCUCUUCAAGAUGUUCCAAAUUUUAUCCAUAAUCUGUUUAAUGUCAUAGGCAAUGUUGCUGUAUUUUGUGGAGAAAUAGACAUCAAUAAUUAUGUCAGUGUGCGUCUUGGGGGUGAUCUACUAAAUGUGUAAAUGACUUUAGUUGCACAGACUGUGGGGGCAGUGGUAUUCAAAUAAGACAAAUGAGUAUUAUGUGAAGGAACAUAUUUAAAAAAUAAACAUACAAAACGUACUAGUUUAAGAGAUGUAAUCCUCAGGGAACUAUAGAAGUUCAGGUGUACAGGUGCAUUGAAGUUUGGGCAGGUUAUUUAACUCACAGGGCUCUAUUUUCGUGCCUCACCGGAGACAUGACAGUAAUGCCACACGAUGGCAACAUAAAGCAGCUCCUCAACAAGUGUCACUGUAAGUGCUGCAUUGGGUCUCCUCCACACUCUCUCAUAAGAGCACAGAUGGAUUUGGUGUGUGUAAUGUUGGAGCCACUGGUAAGACAAACACCCUUUUCCACAAAUAAAGACACUCACAUAAAGUUGCAUAUAUUCAAACCUCACGUGACAAAGGUGGGUUGAGCGCACAGAUCACAUCAUAAACUCCAAAAAUGGCAUUAAAAUCGGAACCAUCUGUGCGUAAAUGACGCAUCGCGCUCCGUGGCCUGGCUCUUUCAUUCAUAGAUGUUGGCAUAUAAAAUAAAUUUGCCUCACAAAACUGAAUAUUAUAAUAUCCGUAUGUCAGCUUAAAUUAGGUAACUCAUCUGAGCACUGUCUAUUUACUAGAUAUUUAAUUUAAUUUGAUGCAGUUUCAGCUGUAUUGAUUCGGUCAGGUUGUGUGCCCAAACGCGUGCCAAACGCGCUCAUCAGAUCAGAUAUUGAUCAGAAUAUAUCUAUAUAGAUCUAAAUGUAUGUGCUGACUCAGAUUAUUAGUUGUUGAUGAUUAUUUAUUGCACUGAAAUGUGCCUGACACUGUGGAAACCUGCCGGUGAGGCAUCGGUGACGUAUGCCGACACGCCGCCGGUCUACCAAAAUACUACUAGACCAGCUGCGUUUCGCCUGCACUGAAAGCUGACCAGGUUUGAAUCGGCGAGCUUUCAGCGCACUUUACACACCACUGGCGAGCACGAAAAUGUCACUGCACCCGCUGAUUCUGUCGACACCUCCCCCUGCCACACCACCACGCCCAGCUUGGCGGAUCUCGGUUCACCUCCGUGCGCCUCAGUCCACGAAAAUACCAAAGUGGCUGUACGCCAGGCUCCGCCAGACGAAAAUACCACUGCGCGGGGUCCACCACCCUCCGUCGCCUCGCCGGCGCGCACGAAAAUAGAGCCCACAGACUUUGAGAAAUCAGGUCCCUAAUGUUUGGAAGAUUCUUUUAUGUGGCUGUCACCGAGGUCACUAACUCAUUUAGAGUAUAGACCACUUAGCCUGAUGAUAACUUUUGAUUUUGCUUUCAUUAAUUUGUUCCUAAGAAAUAUGUCAGUUUGUUUUGCCAACUAUCUUUACUCAUUUCCUGUUUUUGUUUUUUUCUGAUUUUUUUUCUCCUGUUCUCCGCUUUUGUUCAUCUUUUCAGCCGUUGACUGUAUGGUAUCUGAAUGGUCCGAGUGGUCCGAGUGUAACAAGUCCUGUGGAAAAGGACACACCAUUCGGACCCGUAUGCUUAAGUUGGAGCCUCAGUUUGGAGGUCUUGCUUGUCCUGAGACAAUCCAAAGGAAGAAGUGCAAGAUCAGAAAAUGCCGGACAAAAACGAGGGGGGGGAAAGGAGGUGGAGGAGAAGGAGGAGGAAAUAGAAGGAGGCGUGGUAAACAAGGAGCAGACACAGCAGUUGAAGAGCAGCCAGGUUUGCUGAAAUGAUCUGUUUUGAUGUCACUUAUGAAUAAAGCUGCUAUUUGAGACCAUAACAUAGACGCGGUCCUGUGUUUGUUCCUUAAGGUUGUAGACUACAGCCAUGGACCAGCUGGACAGAGUGUACCAAACCAUGUGAAGGAGGAAUUCAGGAACGCUUCAUGAUGGUGAAGAAAAAAGGAAAAGGUGCUCAAAUGGCAAGCUGUAAGGACCGAAAAGAGAUCCGUGGCUGUAAUGUUAACCCUUGCUAGCAUGGACUUAAAAUUAAGGGAAGAAACAUGACCACUGGAUGAGUCCAUGACUCUCUGUAUGGAAGGGAGGAGAAGUUGGGAUAAGGAUUAUUACUUUGUUACACCAGGUAAGUGUUACGUAAGUAGAAAGGGUGUAAAAAGAAAGUAGGAUGGAAUAAGGUGAAGAUGAUGGCGUUCUGUUUGGAGAAGCCAUUGUUGACUUUUAAGACUGACUUUUCUUAGGGACCUAAUGAAAGAAUAAAGGUGCAAUUUUUGUGUUCUUCAAAAACAAAACGAAAAAAAGGAAAAGAAAAAAACGUGGAGAAAUGUCAAACAAAGAUGUUAACUAUGGUAACUUCACUGUUAAGCAUAAUCGCAUUUUAUCCUGUAGCUACUGUGUGUGCACAAUUAUUAGGCAGGUUGUGUUUUUAAAGGGUUAAUCUUAUGACUGAACAAUCACAGAGAUCUCAGUCAAUCCAAAAUGUCAGUACUGAUGUACUCAAGAUAGUAAGAGUGAGGCUCGAAGAAUAUAUCUGUAUGUACAAUUUCCAUGUGAUUAGUAGUGUGCAGAAUUAUCCUGCAACUAAAUGAAAAUUUUCUCUGCUCACAUGUUUAUUUUCAUCUGUCAAAGUGAGAAAAGUAGACAACUUAAAAUUCACAAAUAAACAUUUCUGAUAUGGAAAAAAACAAAACAAAACAAAACAAACAAACAAACAAAAAAAAACCUGACCACUAAAGCCACUCUUCUUUCAAAAACAGGCAUAAGCCACCCGUUCGUGUCAGUUUCUUCUAAGAUGCAGAUUUUUAUCUGUAACCCUGCUUCAAAAAAGUGUCUUCUACAACUGGCAGUAGGUUUGGGAUUUGAUCUUGAGUCCAUCUUCAAUCGGAAAAGGUCCAAGUGGCUCAUCUUUAAUCACACCAGCCCAAACCAGGAACCUGACCUUCACUUUGCUUGUAUCUAAAUCAAAGUGGAGCUCUGUACCCAUUAUAGACCAGGCCACAGGCCCAAUCAAGAGUCUCUCUCAACUCAUCAGGCCAUAAAACCUUUGAAAAUCUGUCUCAGCCCAGUCUUGACGUUUCAUCUUAAUGUCUCAUUCAGUGGUGGUCUGGUUUCAGCCUUCCUUACCUUGGCCAUGUCUCUGGGCACUGAAAAACUUUGACUUCUGGGCACUCUAGGUAGGCUGCAGUCUUGAAAACUGGGUUCCUGGUUGCUUCACUUUGUUUUUUCUCAAAGUUUUAGCUGUAUAUUUGUGUCUUUUUAUCUCACUAGGUUUCUAGAACACGUGUUUGAUAUUUGCAACUAAAUAUUCAAUGGUUCUGUGAACAUUCCCAAAUAUCUUAGCAGUUUCUACAGUGCUGCAUCCCUCUGAAAGACUUUACAUUUGUUGACCUUUCACAGUCAGUUAAAUCUCUUUUUUUGGCCCAUUUUGCCUGAGGAAAAGAAGCUGCCUAUUAAUUAUGCACAUCUUGACACGAGGAUGUUGAUCUCCACACUCUCCAUCACUAGACAAAUACACACCAUCUAAGAUGCUUAAAUUUAAUAAAAUUCAAGUUUAUGCAACUUGGACUUUGAAAUCUGCAUAAAAAUGGUGAUCUGGUGAAAAUACUCACUUGUGUAAUGAUUGUGCACGCAGUGAGUCUACAGAAGUUGGAUCCCUGUGGUUUUGAAAACAGGUCAGCUUUUUUUUUAUUCUUUACAAAGUCUGUGCUUAUUUUCUCUGGAUAGAAUAUCCCCAGGGAUGUGGAGUUAUUGCACACAUCUGCUUUCUUCUGUGCCACACCAAGAUGCCUUUUCUUCAUUCUUUGUGCCAUACAAGCUUACUUUUGAAAUACUGUUACUGCAAUUGAAUGAAUAAGUGGUUCUUGUUUUAGCAUUUCCCAAUCAGUGGUGUUACCACCCCUUUGGGCUAUAAUUACUCCUUGUUUACAGCUUGAAUUUAGGAAACUCAAGAAUGUGUGAAAAAAAAGGUACCAAGCCUGUGGAGACAGUAUUAACUUGGAGAUUGAAAAAAAAAGGUCCAAUUUCUGCUAAUUGAAGCACAUUAAACAGAGGCAAAAUAACAUUAGCAGCUUGAUAAAUGCUUACUUAAAUUUAGGCGUGUCUGUGGUUGGUGGAGCAAAAGUAAAGAGGUACUUUUAAAAAUUGCCACAUACUCAUAUGAAUCAGUUGUGUAAAAUCAAUGAACUGUCACCCCAUGAGGAAUAUUUUAACGGUGUCUCUUUUUAGAAAAUGCAGGAACAGACAAAAACUAAUGGCCUUUAUAAAUCCUAUUGCUGUCCACCUACUGGAGUAUGAAACGAGGAGGAGCUCCUUCUCAGUGAGAGGAUCUAUGUUCAUACCAAGGUGAUGAUGUUUUGUUGGGCACUCUGCCUUUUCUGCUGAUAAUAUUCACCUACAACAGCUGUAUAUGACUGUAAAUGACUGUAUCUGCCUCUGUUGGUUUCUAAAACCACAAACAGGGAAGGCCUUUGUAGUGUUUUGUUGUUACAUAAAAUGCCAGGCAGCACAGAUGUAGAGCUGUGGUGGCAACAGGCAUUUUUUGAAAAAAAAAAAAAAAUGUAUUUACAAUAUUAAAGAUCUGUAGACCACCCCCCACCACCACCACCCCAAAAAAAAUAAAUAAAUAAACAACCUUUGUUUAAGUUACUAACUUUUAUUGGGCUUUUCUUUGUAUUCCCAUGGAGAGAGUGGUCAGUAAUUUUCCUUUCGUAUGUUUUAGCAGUCAGUGAUGUAGUCUGUUAUUUCCUUAGGAGAUCAUCACCAAAUUUCUAUUUUGUGAAGAUAUUUAUAUGAUUUCAUGAAAUUAGUUUGUUUCACAUUGUAUUUUUCUGGCAUUUUUUUUUUUCAUUUUUUUAAUCUCAUUGCCUCUGCUUCCCUAACUGUCCAAGAAAUCUUUUUUUUUUUUUUUCCAAUAAAAAUUAUUAAUGAAUCACAA